This is a messenger RNA of Prunus dulcis (almond), 672 nucleotides long. RefSeq lists its product as uncharacterized. The record is from RefSeq and is a predicted model, not a curated record. NCBI's taxonomy places the organism in Eukaryota, Viridiplantae, Streptophyta, Magnoliopsida, Rosales, Rosaceae. The coding region runs from base 76 to 552 and encodes 158 amino acids. The transcript has 5 exons.
AAGCCGAUAUUUCGAGCAAGAACUGUAUCAGAUGCACCACCUUUUGACCCCAGCAAUAUUGUGUCAUUGCAGCUCAUGUUUAGCAAGUUUGAAUUUGAUGGGACACUGAAUCCUACUUUUGUGGAAUGGGAAUUUAAGCUCCCAUUAUCAAGCAUACGAGCAUAUCUAAAAGAGCCUAUUACUCCCAGGUUCGUACACGUAGGUUCUGCAGGAGUUACCCGACCUGACAGGCCUGGACUUGAUCUAAGUAAACAACCUCCUGCUGUUCGCUUAAACAAGGAAUUGGAUUUUAUCCUGACAUUCAAGUUGAAGGGGGAGGAUUUAAUAUGGGAAAGUGGAAUCCCAUAUACAAUUGUGAGGCCCUGUGCAUUAACUGAGGAGCUUGCCGGAGCAGAUCGCAUUUUCGACCAAGGAGACAAUAUAACGGGUAAGAUAUCAAGAGAGGAGGUUGCUCAGAUUUGUGUUGCUGCGUUGGAAAGCCCCUACGCAUCUGGCAAGACAUUUGAGGUCACAGCCCGACUUAUGUCCCUUAAUUGUGUGCUGUGGCUGUAAUUUGCUAUUUUUGGAAGUUAAAAGCUUUUGCAGAUUCGGAGAUGCUUAGACUCAGUGGGGUAAAUUUAUUAGAUUAGAUCACAAAAGAAAAUGGACCUUCUUCAUCAUCCAUCAGAUGGA